CCGGAUGAUCCACUUCCUCGAGCACGAUGAGGUGGGAGAGGGAGAGAGAAACAAGAGCUCCCAUCAUGGUAGGACAGAGAGGGUCUAUGACACGCACCUGCUUAUUUGUGUGGUUUUGGUCUCAUAUCAUGGUGUGUAUGAUAUGGUAUCAUAGCUUUGGUGAGCAUGGUGCCCCAAGUAACCCCCCACCCCCGUACCUACAACUGCUCAUCCCAUUUCUCACGAUCCUUCUUCUCUUCUACCCUCCCCUGACUUCCUCCUCGUUACGUCCGCUCUUCUCUUUAGUCUCCCACUUUCACCACUAUCACCACCAAGCACUUGUUCUGCUCCAUCCCCGCCACUACUUCCAUCUUCCACUCUCACCUCACUAUAUACGAGGGUCUUCAGCUGGGACAGGGGCAAUUCAUGGCUCUUCACCAGACUCGCAUGCUUCUACUCACUCGUGCAGUACCCCUUGCAAGACCACUGAAAAUAAUUAGAUCCGCCUCCACCAUUUCAACACCGAGUUCCAAUGUUGGUAUCACGCCUUCAUCACCACAACAGGAAGCUUCCGAGCUCUCUGUGAGAUCCUUCGUGGCCCCUCCUCCAAUCGCAGCAAGCGACCACCCGUUGGCUCGUCUAUCGACCGCUAGUUUGCUUCGUGCAAUGCUUCUUCACUCCUUCACAGCUUCUCCUUUUCUGUGCAAACUUGGGACCAAAUUUAUUAUGAUGAAUCUCGACAGCUUGAAGGGCGGUUUGAUGAAAUGGGGAGUCGACAAGACUUUCUACACUCAAUUCUGUGCUGGAUCCACCUCUGCCGAGAUAACUGCUACCAUCUCUGAGCUUCGUUCCCUUGGACUCGCAGGUGUUAUUCUUGCAUACUCCCGCGAAGCCGAAAUUACCGAUACUGCUGCGUCUUCGGAGAGCCAAUCGCAACAGAUCAAGCAGUGGUUAGAUGGGUCGUUGAAGACAAUUGCAUGUGUUGAACCGGGUGAUUAUGUUGCCAUUAAGUACUCUGGUGCUGGGCUCUCCUCACUUCCACUACUCAGUCAGCAUAAGCCUUGCUUUGAAUUUCCCGAGCUCGGAGAUGCGCUUCUGAAGAUCUGCAAUUCUGCAAAGGCCAAGGGCGUGCGAAUCCUUAUCGAUGCUGAGCAAGCUAGCGUCCAGGAUGGUGUGCACGAUUGGACUUUGAACCUCAUGCAUCGGUACAAUACCGAUGGCAAGGCUGUGGUUUACAACACUUAUCAGAUGUAUCUUAAGGCUUCGCCCGAAAUCCUCUCAGGCAUAUCAAGAUAGCUCACAAGGAUAGCUUUACACUUGGAGUGAAACUCGUCCGCGGAGCUUACCUGCAUACCGAUCCUCGUCACCUAAUCCACGACACCAAAGAAGGCACGGACCAUGCGUAUGACGACACC
This is a messenger RNA of Tuber melanosporum (Perigord truffle), 1394 nucleotides long. RefSeq lists its product as uncharacterized. Gene Ontology annotation, cellular component: mitochondrion. The coding region runs from base 406 to 1275 and encodes 289 amino acids. The record is from RefSeq and is a predicted model, not a curated record. NCBI's taxonomy places the organism in Eukaryota, Fungi, Ascomycota, Pezizomycetes, Pezizales, Tuberaceae. The transcript is spliced from 5 exons. Gene Ontology annotation, molecular function: FAD binding; proline dehydrogenase activity.